AUGAAACUUUCGAAAUUCUUUGUAUCUCCUAAAAAACUUCGCUCAAAAACAAACUCAAAUCACAACUCAUCAAACACUUCUCCCCAAUUACUAACGCCUCGUCGUUUUCCCUCCCAAUUCUCUACAUCUCCUACCACUUCCGCAUCUCUUACAUUUCCAAAUUUCGCCGACAAUUCUUCCCAAAAGUUUUUCUACUCUUCUCCCAACUCUUCAAAUCAAUCACUAAGCGAAGCAAAAGAUGACGACGAUCUCGACGAGAACAUUUUCUAUACAAUAUUGAGAAAAGACUAUCCGAAGAUAUUCCAUCGAGUGGCUGUAAUAUGUGUGCCGCAUUCGAGAAGUAUUGUCGGACUGAAAAUGUCAAGGUCAUUCAUCGAAACACAUUCCUUGACUCCGUCACCAUACUUUACUGGUCAAUAUCACAGUAUCAAUGGGAAAAUAGUGAGCAUCGAAAGGAAUGUCAUUAAAUCAAUAUCAGGGUUCAAGGAACAUCGGACAAUCCGUAUCAUGGGCGAGGAAUUAGUCUAUAACGAGUCUUACAAGUCAAUCCAAGUCCUGAUCAUUGAAAGGCCGCUCGAAGGCGAAGGCAUGGCAACAGAGAGCACAUCGCCCACUAUACCUUCAGAAAGGAAUCACGAGACCGAUCUACUAUUCUUACAGAGUUUUCCCGAGAACGAGAAUGCGAUCGGGGAAUUAGCACAUAUGGUGACUGAAUUUAACGAGACUUAUGUAUACGUUCGUGGAUAUUCUUAUUAUGCUGUUGAUCGAAUAAUGCAGAUCCUCAAUAAGGCAGUAACGGCAUUCCUCAAAGCCAACCAAACACUCGCAAGCGUUUGUCGCUUGCAACAUGAGCUCGAUCAAUUUCUGGAACUAUUGGAAAAUGUGAUAAUGGCUGAACUCCACCAGAAGAUUUUCACCGAUGCUCUCUGUCCCAUAUACAAUUCUCACGAUAGUUACCUCGAAUCAAUAAUGCAUGCCUACUUCCGCGCUCGUCUCACUCUCAAAGACUAUGGCAUAUGCAAUCGUCUGCAAAAUAUGCCCGAAGAAUCGCUCAAUACCGCUUGUGAAAUCCUUAGUUGUCUGGAUGAAGACGAUAAUCGUGAAGAUGGCCUUCAAUAUGGAUUAGGCAUCAGCGCUGAGCCACGGUCUAAACUCGUCCCUGCAAAGACACCAUUGGAAAAACUUAUCUGCGCCAAAAAGGCAAUUCAAGAGGUUGCCAAUGUAGCCGAUACUUUCUUAAAUCAGUUGACAAGCGGAUUGAGCUUUGACGAGGGUGCAGAGAGAUCAUCCAUUACUACGGAUGAUUUUAUUCCAUUGAUGGCAUAUGUUAUUGUUAAUACUAGAAUUCGAAAGCUUGGAAGUGUUCUUUUUUAUAUGCAAACAUUUAGAUUGUCGAAAGUCGAACGAUCAGAAUUGAGCUUUGCGUUGACAACUCUUCGAGCGUCAACAGAAUUUCUCAAAUCUGAUCCACUGUCUCUACAUGAUGCCGUCUCAAUAGCAUCUUCAAUAUCUUCUUUAGCGUCUUCCCAUUCAUCGUUUAAACCGUCCAACUCAAACAGAGCGCGAAGUCGAUCAACCUCGCUUUCAACGCCACCCACACCCGUAUCAACACAUGGAGUAUAUACUCAGAAUCCACAUUCACGAUCAUCAUCAUUGACCUCAGGACUUCCAAGUACUUCACGUGACAGAUCACCGGCGCGAUCGGUAAAUUCAGUGUCGAGUUCGACACAACAAAAUCACAAAGUUGGCUCGACAACGCCAAAUGUACAUACUCCUGGACAAGCACUCAAUCGAUCGCUAUCACAAAGUGAAGACCUUGGGUUGGAUUAUAGUCUUGCGAAUAGCCCAUUAUCUAGUACUCCAGAAGAAGGGCAUCCCGUUCUUAGUCGGCGAACACGACGAGCAUCGGUGACGCCUGGCCUUGUUAUUAAGCCACAGAUUCUCAUCGUUCAUUCCCGGCCAUCUACCGGUCGGAGAAGCAUCGACAGUGAUCGCACAUCGCUGAGCGACACAGUUGCUAAUGACAAUGCUAUACCGAAAUCUACUACGAUAUCGUCUUCCCUUCCAAUGGAGCCUGCCAUAGCACCUCUUCCUGUUAUUCGUUCUCCAUCUCGAAGUUCAACAACGGCGCAAAGGACAUAUCACAGGAAUUCUGUCCAUGUUCCGGAAAUAAUUGCAGUGAUUCCUAGAUCGCCACCGACUAGCAAAACCAUAAAACCCGCGCUUGAUUUAUCUCCGCCAAGUUCGGAAAUUAUGGGUGAUUUUCUAAGCUCAUUACAGAACAUUGAUGGGAAUGUAUCCGGGAGUCCGCAUGGGGAGAUUAUGCAACGGUGGUGA
This is a messenger RNA of Paraglomus brasilianum, 2337 nucleotides long. The record is from the annotation of a GenBank genome assembly. Lineage: Eukaryota; Fungi; Glomeromycota; Glomeromycetes; Paraglomerales; Paraglomeraceae.